UUUACUCAUCUUCCUUACUCUCUCUCUCUCUCUCUCUCUCUCUCUCUCUCUCUCUCUCUCUCACUCUCACACACACACACACACACACACACAAUCUCUCCACAGAGACAAGCAUUCCGGCGACUUCUCGGAUCAAUCUCCGACGACGAUAAGUGAUGGGGAACCAAUGACUCAAGCGAUCAGGGACGACGGCGAUCAUCAUCAUCGUCAUCAUCAUCAUGUCGACUGUAUGGAGCUCGGACUGUUUUUCGGACCUCUUGUGCGCGGAAAACUCCGGAAUACUGUCCGGAGAGUCGCCGGAAUGCUCGUCGGACGUGGAAUCUCCGGCGUGUAGCGAAGAAUCCAUCGCCGGAUUCAUCGAAGGGGAGCGCCACUUCGUCCCCGGUUUCGAUUACUUGUCUCGCUUCCACUCUCAGUCGCUCGACGUCACCGCCAGAGCCGACUCCGUUGCAUGGAUUCUCAAGGUCCAAAGUUACUAUGGGUUUCAACCACUGACGGCGUAUCUCUCCGUUAACUACUUGGAUCGGUUCUUAUACUCCCACCGCCUGCCGCAAGCAAAUGGGUGGCCGAUGCAACUUUUAAGUGUUGCUUGCUUGUCCUUAGCUGCUAAGAUGGAGGAACCUCUGGUUCCUUCGCUGUUGGAUCUUCAGGUGGAAGGUGCCAAGUUUAUAUUCGAACCCAGAACAGUCCGCAGGAUGGAGCUUCUGGUGCUGAGCGUUUUGGAUUGGAGGCUACGAUCCAUAACACCCUUCUGCUUCAUCGCUUUCUUUGCAUGCAAGCUCGAUCCAACGGCAACUUUCAUUGGCUUUCUCAUUUCACGCGCCACGGAUAUCAUCUUAUCCAAUAUCCAGGAAUCUAGCUUUCUUGAAUAUUGGCCAUCAUGCAUUGCUGCGGCAGCAAUACUCUCUGCAGCCGAUGAAAUCCCAAAUCUGUCACUUGAAAACCCUGAACAUGCCGAAUCAUGGUGUGAUGGACUAAGCAAAGAGAAAAUCAUCGGAUGCUAUCGAUUAAUGCAAGAUCUAGUGGUUGGAAAUAGUCGGAAUAAAAAGUCAUCACCCAAUGUGCUACCACUCCAACUCCGAGUUACGGUUAGGGGUAGAAUGAGGUCGAGUUCGGACUCAUCGUCCUCGUCAUCGAUCUCAUUAUCUUCGCCAUCGUCAUCAUCACCGAUAUCAUAUAAAAGGAGGAAACUAAAUAACUGCUUGUGGGUAGAUGAUGACAAAGGAAACUCCGAGUAAGGGGAUAUGGGAAUUAUAAAUAAAAGGGAAAUGAAAAUGGUGGUCCAAAAGUUGUCUAGAAACCUCAUAUUUUUAGGAGGGGUUUUGGGAUUAAAAAUACCUGAUCGUGGGGUUUUGUGUAGAUUAUAGUAUAUAUAAUGUCUGUAUGUAUAAGAGUUUGGUGAGUUUUGGAGAUAUUUUAUUAUUUUAUUUGUUGUUUUUGUUGGUGGGCAUUGCCAUUAUUCAUUAUAUAAUGGCUUUGCCGAUUCCCAAGGGAGGGGGAUUUGUUUUAGUAAAGAGAUAUGAUUUAUAAAAAUAGUGGAGUCAUGGAAGCGCGAAUGAAGUGGGAUUGAAUUCAAAGGCCUCAUUGAAGUUGGUGGGACAUGAAAACAAGGAAAGAAAAGAAAGGGUUGGCAAAAUUAGGGAUCCAGCUUUGAAGUUUGAGCAGUUUUUGCUGAAUGAGACCAAUAUGGAGUCAAAUGAAAUUGGAAUACAAGAAUCUAUGCUUUUGUGAGCGCUACGACGCAGUUUGAGAACAAAGAUAAUAUGAUUCGUGUGCCGUUGUUUAAGUUUUUCUCCUCAUCUAGGUUGAUUAUUGCUUCUGACUCCUCAACUGUGUGCGUUUUUUGACGGGAAAACCAAAUGAACGGGUGGAGGUGAAGACUGAAUACGAUCGGUGGCUUCACCCAUUUUGGACUUUUGAGUGGUGUGUGUGCUCUCCCACACUGCUUUGGUGGCAGAGUGCGUGGCGCACACCUGUCUAUGUGUGCAUUUUUGGCGGGAAAUUGCCUGUUUUAUUGGCCUUGAGUGGGCCUAUAACCAUACUGAUGAACUCUGGUGUUCACACGGGUGGUGCAUGGUCACUCGUGUCUACGCCUUUUUUAUUUCUCUUCAUUUAUUUGAUUUUUUUAUUUAAAGAAAAAAAAAUCACGAGGGGGAGAAACCUCCUUAGUAUUGUCCUAAAAAAAUACAAAGGUCUUUGGGGCCUUUUCAUGUGUGCUGUAUUUGAUUCAUCAUCAAUAAAAUAUCAUCAAUACUUCUUUCGUA
Molecule: messenger RNA, 2264 nt
Organism: Malus domestica (apple)
Lineage: Eukaryota; Viridiplantae; Streptophyta; Magnoliopsida; Rosales; Rosaceae
Product: cyclin-D1-1-like
Biological process (GO): regulation of cyclin-dependent protein serine/threonine kinase activity; mitotic cell cycle phase transition
Cellular component (GO): nucleus; cytoplasm; cyclin-dependent protein kinase holoenzyme complex
Molecular function (GO): cyclin-dependent protein serine/threonine kinase regulator activity
Source: RefSeq, a predicted model, not a curated record